Molecule: messenger RNA, 1376 nt
Organism: Tribolium castaneum (red flour beetle)
Lineage: Eukaryota; Metazoa; Arthropoda; Insecta; Coleoptera; Tenebrionidae
Exons: 2
Coding region: 141-1022 (293 amino acids)
Source: RefSeq, a predicted model, not a curated record
AGGUACCCUCUAAUUUAGAGCAAGUUAUUGAGGACGGGGGAAACAAGAUCCGACGCUAUAAAUUUCAACUCGAUUCCCAAAUAUUAACCAGUUGUUACAUAUUACCGACUCAGUUGUCGUGUAAAGUGGCUGACCCCAUCAUGAAGGUGUACUACCUCCUAUUGGUGAGUGCAAUUUACGUUUGGAUCACCCCAACGCAUUCUCGAUUUUUCUAUUCACAUUACACUCCCCUGUCAAGCCCAAUAUUCUCUCAAACCUUCCUUCCAACGCUUCCUGCAGUCUCACCUUUAGCCUACACACCGCGAGUGGCUUCGACUUCUUCAGUUACUUACAACAUACCCAAUGUUCCAACAGCCGAAUAUCGCGGAUUUGGGUAUCGCACCGAUUAUAAAGAUGGGGCUAGUUCGACUGUUUUUUACGUUACGGGACCGGAAGCCCAAUACUUGAAAAGUUUUAUGGAUUUCCCGAGUUUCGCGAAAAAAUCUCAAGACUCAAUGCCUGCAAAAGCACGGAGUCUAGCUUCGGACCUUACGGAUCUUAACGCAAUCCCUGACGCUCAUGGAAAAAUUCAAAGUAUUUUACAACCGGCCGAUUUUGAAAGAUUAUUCGAUGCUGCAACGCCAGGAGUUGUAAAUUUUUAUUCGUUCCCUGCCGGCACUGUUCCUUUAGCUUCGGCGAGAGAAGUGGAAAAUACGACGACUAAUGUCACAACAACUACGCCUUCGAGUAAAGAAGAACAUGUAGCCGCUGAAAGUGUCGUCAAUUCGAAAGUUGUUGUCAACGCUAUUGAAAAUAUGAUUAAAUCAAACGGAACGACGACCGAAAAUACUGAAAAGACCACCAACAACACCACCACCACCACCACCACCACCACCACUACUACCACCGAAAGUACGAGUGCGAAAGCUUCGACGGAAAGGUCAAUGGAGGUUAAAAUUGAAACUACCACUGCGUUUUUGGUUAAUGUAGAUGACGAAGAUGCCACGACGGUUUCCAAUGAAGAAACAACUACUCAAGUGUAAAUCAACUGGAAUUUAGUGAUGAAUUUGUUAAAUAAAAAUAGAAUGAAUGUUUUAUAUUGUUUGGAUAAUUGUAAACAAAAUGUUAAUGACAACCAAAGUUCCCUCGUACAUUAAGAAAUCGUAUUUAUAGUCAUUAACCAUAAUCAAAUCACCAUGUGACUUAAGAGUUCCUUACAAGUUAACAAAAUUCAUCUCACCUCAAAAUUACACGGAAGAUUGAGAUUUUUAUUAUAAAUUUAUUAACAGCCGAUCAUCUUCACCAACGCAAUAAAUUUACAAAAUUAAAUGUAUGGUUUAGUGCAUUAUUUGUUUAACCUGGUCAAGAAAAUUAAAAUAAAGUUUUUCUAAUCUUUA